This is a messenger RNA of Xenopus laevis (African clawed frog), 1298 nucleotides long. It is a transcript of the gene mtap.L, whose product is annotated as methylthioadenosine phosphorylase L homeolog. Gene Ontology annotation, cellular component: nucleus; cytoplasm; cytosol. Bases 151 to 972 code for a protein of 273 amino acids. Gene Ontology annotation, molecular function: S-methyl-5-thioadenosine phosphorylase activity; catalytic activity; pentosyltransferase activity. The record is from RefSeq and is a predicted model, not a curated record. The transcript is spliced from 8 exons. NCBI's taxonomy places the organism in Eukaryota, Metazoa, Chordata, Amphibia, Anura, Pipidae. Gene Ontology annotation, biological process: L-methionine cycle; nucleoside metabolic process.
CUCCUCCAGACCGUUCUCUCCUGCUCCUUCACGCCCUCUAACCCGCUCCUGAGACGCAUAUUGUGCAAUGCCGAGCGAACUCAAUGUAACGCGGGGAGCUUUACUGAAUGCGCCAGUCACAGGGUCUGCUCUGCGUCUCACAGAAACAACAUGGUUGGGAUUAUCGGUGGAUCUGGUUUGGAUGACCCUGAUAUUUUGGAAGGAAGAUUAGAGAAAUAUGUUGACACCCCAUUUGGCAAGCCGUCCGAUGCUUUGGUUUUGGGAAAGAUAAAAAAUGUGGACUGUGUUCUGCUUGCAAGGCAUGGUAGGCAGCAUACUAUAGCACCCACUAAUGUCAACUAUCGUGCCAACAUCUGGGCACUGAAAUCAGAGGGAUGUACGCAUAUUUUAGUAACUACAGCUUGUGGAUCCCUGAGGGAGGAAAUUCAGCCUGGCGAUAUAGUCAUGGUGGACCAAUUUAUUGAUAGGACUACUAAAAGAGCGCAAACAUUUUAUGAUGGAGGACCUUCUUGCCUACCUGGAGUGUGUCACAUUCCCAUGGCUGAACCAUUUUGUGCCAAAACAAGAGAGAUCUUAAUUGACGUUGGCAAAAGAUUGGGUAUUAAGUGCCAUUCUAAAGGCGCAAUGAUCACAAUUGAAGGGCCACGUUUCAGUUCCAAAGCAGAAAGCCACAUGUUUCGUCUCUGGGGAGCUGAUGUCAUCAACAUGACCACAGUGCCUGAAGUUGUCCUUGCAAAAGAAGCUGGAAUUUGUUAUGCGAGCAUUGCUAUGGCAACUGAUUAUGACUGCUGGAAGGAACAUGAAGAAGCUGUAUCUGUUGACAGAGUUUUAAAGACCUUAAAAGAAAAUGCAAACAAGGCAACAAGCAUCCUUCUUACAGCUAUACCUCAAAUAGCUGCUAUGGAUUGGACAGAGACCCUUCAGAGCAUGAAGGCCACCGUACAACUUUCCGUUAUGUUGCCCAGGCACUGAAAUUUCUUUGAUGAACUGAAGAAUGAAACACAUUUCAAGAUGAACUUGGAAAAAAACCUUAUAGCACUCUAGUAAUCAUACCCAGGGUUUGCACUUAUAUGCCUUCCAGAACCUUAUCAAAUGAUUGAAAUGUACUGUAUGCUAUUGCAUCUUGCAUCAUGUGUAUGUUCAGCAUGACCAAAGAAAUAAAGUAGGUGCUGCAUUUGUUACCUUUUACCAAAGGCAGUUCUCCGUACAAAAGUGUAGACGCCUGUGGUCCAACUGUUUCACGUUACAAUGCAUAUUAUACUUAAUGUAUAAUUAAUUUAUUAAAGGUUAAAACAAUA